Messenger RNA from Plutella xylostella (diamondback moth), 2230 nucleotides. RefSeq names its product androgen-dependent TFPI-regulating protein. The record is from RefSeq and is a predicted model, not a curated record. NCBI's taxonomy places the organism in Eukaryota, Metazoa, Arthropoda, Insecta, Lepidoptera, Plutellidae. Gene Ontology annotation, cellular component: endomembrane system; membrane.
UGCAAAUACAUUCGUCUGAUUAAGAACGCGUCCACUUUUACCCAAUCUUAAAUAAAUAUAAACAAUUGUGUAACUGUAACCUAAUUCUAAUCUAUGUGGUGUCAUAACUAUGCCCAGUGAUAACGCAUUUCCUGAUAAGUAAAUAAAAUAAUAGUUAUUAACUGCUAUUAGUUAUUGGCUCGCCUAGCCAUCAGUUGUCUCUAUAAUUUCCUAUCACGCUGUGUUCACAGUAAAAUUUAACAAAUAAAUAACAAUCACAGUUUUUUAUAACUUAGUGUAGUCGUUAAAGUUCCUCAUAUAAACUGCAAGUGUCCAAGUUGAUUAUAACAAUAUCAGAGUAUUGUAUCAUAAAAUUAAUUAAAUUACAAUGAAAAUCAACAUUAAUUAUUCCAAUCGUUAAUUAAGAUAACCAAGUAAUUCAUAGGCGGAUACUCAUAAGGACUUUUAACAUUACGUGUGGUGAUAUUAUACAGUUCAGAAGUGUUUUUAACGAAUACUUACUUUUAAAAACUACCUGCCUAUAACUUCUGGAAAAACUACUAAAAAUCAGUUACGUUCAAAAACGAAAACGCAAUGGCGGACGUAAAACACGUUUCCGAGCGGAGUACCUCUCCUCUACCCAUAGUUCUACACCUGGUGACAUUUCUCCACCACUGCAUGCUGGUGUACGGGUUCAUCACACUGGAUCUGGACCAGUUCGACCACCCCGUCGUCAACAGCAUCAAGCCAUUUAAGUUCUUGACCAUAUCUGGAUGGAGCUUUCAACUACAAAUGCACCACGUAGUUCUCUCUCUCUACGUGGACUGGCAGCACCGUCGCGGCUGCAAGGAUCGCGAGAAGCUGGCUAAGUGCGAGCUUUAUAAGGACAUGCUGUUUCGAGCGCUUGUCCUGCCGUGCACUUUGCUGGUCUCAGUACUAUUCUGGGUUCUAUACCUGACCGACCGCGACCUCGUCUACCCAGCAGUGUGGGACUCCAUCAUCCCGCCCUGGAUGAACCACGGCGUGCAUACCAGCACCAUACUGUUCACGGGUCUGGAGCUACUGGUCGCCAGGUCUGGUGAUGGGAGCCGCAGGAUUGAGGGCAUUAUGUACUGGGUGCUCAGCUUGGGAUAUGCUGCUUUGUUGAACCUCCUAUACCUGACGUGCGGCAUCUGGUUCUACCCCUUCCUGGGCAUGCUCUCCUGGUAUCGGCUGGUCUUCUUCCUCAUCUUCAGCUGCAGCGGGAGGGUACUGCUGGAGGCGGCCUGGCGGAUCGACGGGGUGGGCAGGUUGAAGACACUUAAGUGUAACUGAAUGGAUGUGAAUUUAGUAUCCAUGUACAGUGCGACAAACUUAUCUGUUCCGGUGAGACCGAACUAAAUUUAUCCAUAACUCAUAACUUACCAAUGCAUUAUAUAUUCAAAUAGAUUAGAUGUGUUUAUUAAAACCGCAAGGGUAAAUUACCAUUACGGGAAAACAUAACAUCUUAAAGAAUGAAGAAAUAUUAGACAUUUACGUGAGCUCUCACCGGAACAGAUAAGUUUGUAGGCUUUGCGUGCUUUGUCAUACUAACCAACUGUCAAUCUUUGGAAGAAUGAAUAGGCUUUAUAUAUACAAUGGUCGAAGUGGAUAGGAUGUUUGUUCAUUUCACAAGGUACAAAAGUGCAUUCGAGCUUAUUUCAGAACUACCUAUCAAGUUGUUUGAGCUGUAACUAGACUAAAAUGGUGGUUUGUGAGCAAAAAUGGUGGUUUGUGAGCAACAAGUGGGAUUCACAUCAGACGCAUUGGUAAUGUUAUAAGCGGUUCCCCUAGUGUCUGACUUGCUUAAAGACGCCGACACACUAGCGAACGCGUCCGUAAGCCGCGUCCGCUAGUGUGUCGGUGACUUAAGUCUCUGUUGUAAACUAUAUUUAGGUCUAAGAAGUGUGAUGACGUUACAUAAGUUUUAUUGUAGUUAUUUUAUUAUUGUUAUUGUAUAGGUACUAGAGUACUUAGUAAGUAUACAAGAGCUGAGAUUAUUAUUUGGGUGUCUAGUCUAUUUUAAUUAUUAUUAAGCACGAUUUAGAUUAAGUACAGGUUAAACAAAUCCUACAUACCUACUCAGGUGGACUUAAUAGGGGUCACUUUAUCUACUGGAUAAGUAAGAGUUUUGGUACGCCCUCUAGAACAUGUAAAGUCAUUAAAAUUAAUAUAUAUGAUGAUUGAUUCAUGCUUGUGCUUAAAUUAAUAUAUUUGGUAACAUAGCAAAUAA